This is a messenger RNA of Suillus discolor, 2409 nucleotides long. RefSeq lists its product as uncharacterized. Bases 1 to 2409 code for a protein of 802 amino acids. The record is from RefSeq and is a predicted model, not a curated record. The transcript is spliced from 12 exons. Lineage: Eukaryota; Fungi; Basidiomycota; Agaricomycetes; Boletales; Suillaceae.
AUGGUGAGGACCAAGCCGAAAUCAUGCAAAGGGCCUCCUUCCCCUCAUGCUGCAGAGGCCAGCCCAAGGAAGCGACGGAAGGGGGCAGUGCCCACAGGAAAUACCACCCUGCUGGCCAUCAACAAAGUCAAGGAAAGGGCCAAGCAACAGCACAAGCAUGCAAAGAAGACGCGCGAGAACUACAAUGGGUAUGUGGAACGAGGACAGACAUGGCUGAAGGCACAUUUUGCUACUAGCAGGGGGGCCGUGGCAAGCAUGGAUUCAGAGACCAUGUCUAUCAGUACUGAUGCCUACGAGGAUCCCACAUUCAGAGAUGCACUCGAGAGGAUGCCCAACCAACAUUCUGACAAGGCCCUCGCACUCCUCAUCUCCUUCAAGUGUUUCCAUGAGAACUGUGGCCAGAGCAUGUGCGACGGGACCUACUCAGCCUUCAAAAAAUUCUGGGAGGAAGCGGAUGGAGAUACCUACUGUGGGAGGUGGCAUUUCAACGAGGCAUGCCUGUGCUGGGAAGGAAACCCCACAUCAUCAGCUGAGGUUCAAGACAUCAUCAAGUCUGUCAAGCACAAGACCAGCAGCGAGGGUGGGGACAGAACUCACUCCAUUGCAAUGUCGAAAGGAUUCAUGGAUCGAAUCCUGGCCUGGACCCACAAACUCUGCCCGCCGGAGACAUUCCUUGGGCUUAUGAGGUCAGUUCUGGCAGCAGAUACGAUGAGCACAGAACCCCUCACACUGGAAUCGCGUGAAUUGCUCACAAAGAUGACGAUGUACCAAGCAUUUAGCACAACGGCCUGGAACCUGUGGACGAGGUGCUUCGAGCUCAUCAAACUCAAACGGAAAGACUUGACCAUCGAUUUUUUCCAAGUCGGCACAACAUUCACAAGAUAUCUCAAUGGCGAGAAACUGUGCUUGAAGGACCUCCACACAUAUUUCGAGGUGUUUUUGUCCAACCGAAAAGGCUGGCAGCGGAGAGUAGACAAGGGCACGAAGGAAUCAGACCUACGAAGCAAUCAGUACAAGCUCUACCCACAGCCAGACCUACCAGGCUGCAACUGCUUCUUCUGGCUCUUACUCUGGCUUACCUUUCUUGAAGUGCAAAUGGCAUUGUCCACUGUGGUGAACCUAUCUCGCACGACACUGUUCAAGCAUGGAUCGACGAAGCGACCACAGAAGCAGGAAUCCCAUGAGGUGCAGUGGCAUUGGAUGUUUGCACCUAUCGGUCAGCACUGGACUCUCGCGAGGGUCAGGUGGUGGGGUUCAUGGGCAGAGAAUGAGAAUCGUGACACACUGAUCCGGUAUCUCCUCAACGAACUCUCCACCUAUGAAAACGACCAUAGUGAUGCCCUCUGUCCAACACAGUGUGAAGCUGAUGCAUCUCUGCUUGGAGAGCACUUGCUUGUCAAGCCCGUUUGCAUCCAGGACCUGCAGUCGAUGCAUGAAUGCAUCUCAGCUGAUGUUGCAGGUUUGCAGAGUGACCUACGCACCCUCGCAGCCACGCUCUACAAUGGGCAGCUGACUAACCUGCCCAACUCACCCAGCAGCACAGGCAUGUGCAAUGCUCCGCACUCGUCAACUCUGCUGUCCAACCCAGGCAACCCCUGCGUUGUUCAUCACUCAUCCCAGCCACCCAGCUCUGAGUCUCAGCCACGCUGCCCUGCUAUUCUCUCCUCCACUCUCCCACAGCCCUCUGCACUCACUCAAAUCACAGACAGCGGCAUCGUUCAAGUUGGUUCCCACUCGCUAGUACCACCUGAGAAGGGACUUGUCAUCCCUGAUGUCCCAACACGACACCCUGAUGGGACCCACACCCCCAGAGCUGCCUCUUGGAGACAGAUUGUGAAGCACUGGACGGAUGGUGACCCUAAGCACAGAUUGCUACUUCCACUUCGAGAUUGGCCACCUGAGUGGAUCCGCGGGAAGAACAAGAAGUUUUUUGCAAUGAAGUACCACCAGCGCUCGGUGAUCGCACUGGAGUUUCUUGACCGGUUCAAUGGACACGAGCCUGUGUUCCUCGCUGCAUAUCCAGAGGCCACUGUGGGCCACACAGCUUUGCUUUGGGCAAUCAACCGCGCGAAGAAGGAGUGCGGGGAUAUCAUCCCUCGAAAGUAUACUGUUCCAUACUACUUGCCUCCCACCAGCACGUCCAUCCGUUUCUCCCCAUCAUCCGGCCUCGUUCCCUCGUUCCCUCGCGACUUUGUCCUCUCGCUGUGCAUGUGCAGCACCCCAACCACGGCGGGAAGGUGGGGUCACGUGACGUACACUACCGUAUAUGGCGAGCCAAGAGGUAAAAUUUUCGACCUAAGUGUCUGUAACGUGCCUCAAAUCCAUGAUACACUGCCAGCAAAACAACAAAAUAGAAGCCAAGGAGGGCUGUGCCCUCCUUUGGCUUUCUGGCCUCAGGCUGCAUCCUAA